AUGACACAAACUAUUGGAUUCAUAGGUUCAGGUCAAAUGGGUGGUGGUAUAGCCAAAUUAGCAGUUAGAGCAGGUUAUAAAGUUAUAUUGAGUAAUUCAAGAGAACCAGAAACAUUAGAACCAGUUAUCAAUGCUCUUGGUCCAUUAUCAUCAGCUUCUACACCAAAGAAAAUAGCUACAGACCCUGAAAUUGAAGUUAUUGUACUGUCAGUUCCAUUAAAAUGUGUCAGUGGUUUAUUACCACAAUUAGGUUUGAAUAAUAAAAUUAUUAUUGAUACAUCAAAUUAUUUCCCUAAAAGUGAUACAUAUAUAACUGAAUUAGAAACUGGUGAAUUAACAACAAGUGAAUAUGUUGCAAGUUUCUUAGAUAAUAAACAUUCAACGAGAUUAGUUAAAGCUUUUAAUAAUAUAACUGCAGUUCAUUUGAAAAUAGCUUCAGAGAUUAAUGAUUUACCAAAUCAAACAAUUUUACCAAUUGCAGGUGAUGAUUCAAAAGCUAAAGAACAAAUUUCAAAAUUUAUAAAUGAUGUUGGCUUUAAAACUAUUGAUAUUGGUGAAUUAAAACAAGGUUGGAAAACUGAACCAAAUACACCAAUUCAUUCAUUACCUUAUUUCCCAGAAAUUCCAGAUAAUUUAUCAAAUGAAGAAACCAUUGAAUUUUUGAAAAAAACUGCAGGUGAUCCAUUAUCUUAUGAUGAAGUUAAUUCACUUUUAAAAAAUGCAGAAAAUGAUCAAUAUAUUGGAGGUAGAGUUAAAGAUUUUCCUAAACCUUGGGCUGAAGUAUUUGUGGAAAUGAAGACUAAAAUGUUGGAAGCAAAGAGUAAUAAUACAACAAUUUUAUUAUAA
Molecule: messenger RNA, 846 nt
Organism: Hansenula ciferrii
Lineage: Eukaryota; Fungi; Ascomycota; Saccharomycetes; Phaffomycetales; Wickerhamomycetaceae
Product: NADPH-dependent F420 reductase
Exons: 1
Coding region: 1-846 (281 amino acids)
Source: RefSeq, a predicted model, not a curated record